AUGAAGUUCAACCUCCUCUCAUCCAGAUCAUCCACUGGCAGAUCAUCCACCUAUGCAAAUAGCAUCUCAUCGCAGGCACCACUCAACCCAUCCGAGUCCGUCACGAAUCAACCUGCCAGUGCCAAGAAUUACGAAGCCGCAUUCGGUCAACUAGUUUCCCAAUACGGACUCUCCAGGAUGCCUGUCGUCCCUUCAAAGAAGUCAUUAUCCCCGUCUGUGAACAAGGAAUCAUCGAGAGUCCAGCACCCUGGAACUCCUUCACCACAAGCGAAGAACUGGGAGAAUGCAUUCGGGCAGCUGAGCGCCAGCCAUGGAUUUGGCGGCUUCGUCCGCAGUUUGCCUGGGAAGCGGUAG
Molecule: messenger RNA, 354 nt
Organism: Coprinopsis cinerea okayama7#130
Lineage: Eukaryota; Fungi; Basidiomycota; Agaricomycetes; Agaricales; Psathyrellaceae
Exons: 1
Coding region: 1-354 (117 amino acids)
Source: RefSeq, a predicted model, not a curated record